Molecule: messenger RNA, 6462 nt
Organism: Paralichthys olivaceus (Japanese flounder)
Lineage: Eukaryota; Metazoa; Chordata; Actinopteri; Pleuronectiformes; Paralichthyidae
Gene: bag5
Product: BCL2 associated athanogene 5
Biological process (GO): regulation of inclusion body assembly; negative regulation of protein ubiquitination; protein stabilization
Cellular component (GO): cytosol; cytoplasm; membrane
Molecular function (GO): adenyl-nucleotide exchange factor activity; protein-folding chaperone binding
Source: RefSeq, a predicted model, not a curated record
GGAGGAAGCGGCUGUGGGAGGGGCGACACCAGCACCAGCCCCGCCGCAGUCAGUCAUCCAGGCGGGCGGGCGGGCAGCAGGCAGUCGGGCGGUGGGUGCUGAAGCUGACCGGAGCGGCAUCACCACCGGAGACUCGGAUUAUCCCCCACCCCUCCGCGAGCGGCAGCCCUGCUGGUCCCGGCCGAUGGGAACAGACAUCCGCCAAAAUGUGUGCGAAUGUGUUCGGAGUUUUGAAAAGCUUGUUUGGAAAGCCCUUUGAUGGCGGGAAAAGAAUGGACCAUGGCGGCCCACAGCAGCAGCAACAUCCAAUGGAGCAGCAGCAGCAGUCAUAUAAUGCGCAGCACCCUGCCAUGAUGCGGCUGUACGAGGUCCAGAAGGAGGUGGCGUCUCUGGGCCCUCAGGUCUGUACCUUCAGCGGCCUGCAGAACGACAGAGACUACAAGCGUCUGGAGCGGGAACUGACCCGGCUGCUGCUGGAGGUGGACCAGGUCGACACAGAGGGCAAACCGGAGCUGCAGGGGGCGCGAAAGAGAGCGGCGCAGGAGGUGGAGGGCCUCCUGAGGUACCUGGAGGAGAACGCCACGCAUCCGUCCCGUAUAGCCAUCGAGGAGCUGAGCAACGAGGCGCGCCAGCUGGUGGACGACCGCGUGGUGGCACCUCAGCGCGGCGGAGGCGUGGCUGAAAUAAACGAUGAACUGGUGGACGCCCUGCAGCAGCUCGUGCUGAGGCUCACCCAGGUCAAGACCGAGGGGAGAGUGCCGCUCCGCAAGGCACGUUACCGGGCGCUGACACGUCUGUGUGCCGUACAGGACGUGAUCGAAGGGCGCACGCAGCAGCAGACACUCUCGCUGCCGCUGUCGGGAGAGACCCAUGAGGCAGUGCACCGCAUCAACCAAGUGAUGGUGAAGGUGAGCGUGGCCCGCAGUCAGCUGGUGGCCCUGCUGAUGGGCCUGAGUGGGAGGGACAGCUGCGCCCAUCUGUCACGCAUCCUGACGGAGAUGCAGGUGGAGCUGGACGCUCUGGAUGUUUCCGGGAACGCAGCAAUCAGAAAUUACAGGAAACAGGUUGUGGAGGAGAUAAACGGGCUCCUGAAACAUCUGGACCUGGAGGGGGAAGGAGACGACACGCGCAGAUACGAGUUGGCUCACAACAACUCCAUACGUGAGAUCGAGGCCGUGCGAGCUCACGUCUCCCACUUGCGAGAGGGAAUCCUGCGACACUGCGCGAUGGGAGAUCUCAGCUUCAGACCCAAAGCCGAGCUGCAGAGCCUCCUCACGCACCUGGACCAGGUGGACACGGCCAAGAACCCAUGUAUCCGAGAGGCCCGGCGCCGCGCUGUGGUAGAGGUCCAAGCUAUCGUCACCUUCCUUGACCUGCGUGAGGCCCUGGCCCGCCGCCAGCCAGGCCCCACCGAGCACCCGUCACACCGCGCCGUGUGGCUGGUCCUGGGCAGCCUCUCGGACCUCCAGGCCCAGGUGCUGGGCUUCGACGGCAAGAGGGUCGACAAGAGCUACAUGAUCCUGGAGGAGCUGCUGACCAAGCAGCUGCUGUCGCUGGAUGCCGUGGACCCGCAGGGCGACGAGACAACCAAGGUGGCGCGGAAGCAGGCGGUGAAGUUUGCCCAGAACAUUCUCAACUAUCUGGACAUGAAGACAGACGAGUGGGAGUAUUGAUUGAAUAAGAAACACGGAUCAUAGUGCGUGAUGGGACGUCGCUGCAGGAACGAAAGGAGCUGAUAAUGUGUGUAAAUAAAGAAAACUUUAACGUUAUCAUUCCUGUAAAUAUAGACUCAAACCCCCAGAAUGCACAGCAGCAGCGCUUUUCUUUUCGUCUCUUUGUGAUAGUGUUGGCUGAACCCUGCUGAGAAGGCAACAUCACAGAACUCCUUUUGUGAAACACCAACAUUUUUCUGUGCUUUUGGAAAGUUUUCUCUUCAACAUCUCUCGUGUGUGUGUGUGUGUGUGAGAGUUUUCGUCGUUGUGUAUUUGACGUGUGUGUUUGUUGAACCUGCUGCCAAAGCACUAAACAACGCCUGUUCCAGAGCUCACGUCCCCCGGACUGGACUUCAUAUUGAUACUUUUCUCGAGGGUGAUGGAAACCCUCGCAGCGUCUUCCCCCGUCUGGCCAGAUUAAUGUGAAUGUCAGUUGCUAAUGGAAACAGCUAAGGCUUGUUUGGAAUUCAGCGACCCAAUUAGAGAGACUAGUUCACUGCCACCGUGAGAACAGGGUUGUACUAUCUGUUGGUGCUGUGCCGAUUUUAAGAUGCUGACAUAUCAGAAGGUUUAAAGAAAUAUAUUUUCUGGUUUAUUUUGCUGCAGUUUGUGUUGAAAUCAAAUGUGGGCAGGUUGAAACAGAGAUGUGAACCAGAGAGCGAGAGAACAGUGGGAUUAUUGAUGUGAGGUCAUUCUCCGCCCCUGCGUGACCUAUUUAUCCCCCUCGCUGGUUUGUUUAAUACGCACAACUGUGACAGAACCCGGCCAACAACAGCCGACGUGAAGAAACGCUCAAAUGACAAAUACAACGGAGACUUUUUCUGUUACAGUAGCAGCGAUAAAAUCUAAAAUCCAUAUAGUAAUCUUGUGCGGAAGCCGUCUGCCAGCUAUGAGCAGGAGGUCUGAAAAGAUAAGAAUACCUUUCCAUCCGCUGCUUGUGUUGCUGUUAGUCUGUGGUAUGUUCUCAAAUGUUUGUUGUGACUUUGUGUGAUAGCGUUGUUCUAUAAAUGGAUCAGAGAGACGGGAGAGGAGGUGAAAAUGUGCUGCUGCUGCUGCUUUAGGUUCUUUUUUGUUUCUACCCACUGCUGUCUACUGACUGAGGACUGGGAGAGGUCCCUGCGGAGAGGAAGAGGAGGCUGUGAUAUCCACUGGAUUGACACAUCAAGGCUGAAGCUCGCAGGGUCCUGUGCGGUGGAGAGGACUGACGGUGAUCGCAGUCGACGGAGUCUUCUAGAAAUUCGAUGGAGCUGCGGAGGAGGAGGAGGAGGAGGAGGAGGAGGAGGAGGGAGGGAAAGGACUGGGAGAGAAGUCCAAAUCUCUGUGCCUUUAUUUUCACCCUUCCCUUUGAACUGGGUUCGUGUAACAGCAGCCUUGUCGUGCAGAUGCUCGUUCUUUGGCAUCAACGCACAAGGAUGAGGAGACCCAGAGCCCUGAAUGUGUUUGUGGAGAGCACCUUGGCAGUUAUCGCCACCAGAAAUUUGCACUACUUGUCAGAAUUAAGGCUUUUUUCAAAUCAGUGUUUAGUCCCCAGAUAAUAAUGGUGGUGGUGGUGGUGGUGGUGGUGGUGUGGUCAGUCUGACGACGCUUCUCGUAGCAGGUAACAACAUGAGUCACUUUGUGCUUUCACACUGCAGACAGCCUCCCAGAGAACAAACAGGCAACAAUCAAAUCAACCGACACAUCUGCUGAAUCUAAAACGCCCCCAAAAUUCUGAAUCAUCUUAACAGGAGCAACAGGAAACCAGAUUUACAAAAAACUGAAUGAAUCCAGAAGAACGAGAAAUUCUCGAUUCUAAGCAAUAAUUUUGUGAUUUUUUUUUCCCGGCCGACAUAGAUGAGAUUGUAACAUCUACUAUUCUACGAUUUUAUCUCCCGAUUAAGACCAAGAGAUUUAGUAGAAAUGUCCACAAAAGCAACUUAAUCGACUUUGAAGAGAUUUUGUUCGACAAGCAGAAGAUUAGUUUGACUCCUGUCUCACUUUGCCACGUCAGCAGGGACAGAGGAAACCUGUGGAUCUCAUCUGAUCUGUGGUCGACCGCCAACGAACAGAAAAGCCAAACUGAGGCCAACAUUUCUUGGCUGGCGAGACCGCUCAUCAGCGGAGUGUCCUCCUGUUUCUGUGGGAACGUUUGCUCGCAGUGUGAACGAACACUAACAGGUCAAAUGUCUUCAUAGUUUUUACCAAACAAGUUGCUCAAAUGUGACUGAAACCACAAAGCUGAAGCAAAUCAUUUAGAUCUAUUGUUGCCCUGCCGCCUAAAACCCUCUGUACUUCACUGCUUUUUGGAAAAACACGUUCAGUGAACUCCCACAGACUCUUUUUAUCUCAUUAAAGCUGCUUUUGGAAAUGUUUUUCUGGCACAAAGCCUGCAGCUCAGGCUCCUGGUCGCAGCGCUGACUCAUACGGGGGAAAUUAGAUUAAACAGUGUCAGUCGCCCCGGCUGUUGUUGCAACAGAUGCUAUCUCACAGCGAACCUUAUGCUCUCUCUAACCAAACCAACCCGAACACACCUUAAGUUCACAUGCUCCUUUUUGUAUGCAGUAAAACACACACGCAUAUAUAUAUAUAUAUAGAAUAUGUACAUUUAGUCCUCACAGUUCACUGCGUUUCUGAACUCUGCUUCCUCUCAAACAACCAUUUGAAUAAUUUAUCAGUGUGUAGAGAAAUGUUCUUUUUCUGUCUCGUCCUGUCGAAGCCUCUGUUUUUUGUUUUAGAUCAGUAUUGGUUGCGACCCCAUGAGUUGUGGCAAACAAACACUUUAUUCUCUGUGGUUCAUCUCGUUUUCUAACUAAAGGUUUUAGACUCUAGUCCCAUUGGAGCCUAAAGUUACACAAACCUGUUUCACUUCAGAAUUGUAAUCAAUAAGUGUUGUAAACUCUAGAGCUGCAAAUAGCAUUUUUUUAUUAUUAUCAGUUUAUCCGUCAGUUACUUUAACAGUUCAAUUAAGUCACAUGGUCAGAAAUAUCGUGAACAACCUUCCUAAGCUUUGCCUUUGAAAUCCUAAAAAUUUACUUUGAUUUGAGAAACUAAAUGUCGCAUCUACAGAGAAUGGAUUCGACUCUUCCGUUAUCCAAACAAGUUAUUCCAAGAUAUUCUUCACAUUUGUUUUUGUUAAGAAAUCUCAUGAAAAGACCAAAACCAACAAUGUAUUAGUUCAUGUUUCAAAACGUUCUGACUUCGCACCUGAACGUUCGUAACUUUGACGUCACAGAAAAACCACAAAUAUAAUAAUUAAUAAACUGAGCACAACAACUGAGUCACUUUAACACAAUCAGGAGGAAAUAGUUCAUUUGUUGGGAACUAUUUUCUGCGGGAUAUUGUUGUAGUGAAUAUUGUGUUUGCUAGAUAAAGUCAAAUUAAAUGCGUGAUGAAGAAGCAGCAGUUUGGCUCAUUAAUGUGUUUUUAAUUGUUUUUUAGUCUUAACAGUGCAGCUCUAUGGUGCAGAGGAACAACAAAUCUAAAACAAUAUAUAAUAUAAUAUUCCUCCCUAAUCGUAGUAUGAUAACAACUUACAGAAGUCUUGAGCCGCAUCAAAAAGAAAAAUAUUUUAUUCAGACCUCUUAUCCUGAGCUCAAAUAUUUUGGUGUCUUUAUUUACUGUCGUUUCUCUCAACACUCAGCUCGGGGUCGUCCGGACUCUGUGGCGCUGGAGUCCAUUAGUGAAGAGUUUUAAAAGAUUCAGAUCCAGCGGGUUGUAAAAGUCGGCUGUGUGACUUCUACCAGCCUUUUACGGGACGACGCUUUUAUAACCAAACAACAGAUCCGUACGCUGAGUGACGUCCAAACCCAGAGGUUUUAAAUAUUUGAUUUCCCUGCCCUGUGUUGAAUGUAGUCAUUGAGGAAUGUUUUAUCUGUCUUUCUUUAAACCAAAGUUCGCGUCAAUAAGGUGAGAUCGAUAUUAUUCGUCAAGAAUUGAGGCAGCAGUCGUUGCUGAUCAUAACAAAUCUCCAGGGACAAUGAAAAACUUAAGAGGAAUAACAUCUGACCAAGACAAACGAUUAGAAUCCUGUACAAAAAAAAGAUCUCACUUAUUGAGCAAUUAUUUUAUUUAAGAGCACUUUUAUGUUCCUCACUCACCGUUGGUUAUCAUGUGUUGCCUUUGUCUCUGAGAAUGACGAGUUUGCUCUGUGACAGGAGAGGUGUUCCUUUUCUUUUCUUCCCAAAAAUAGGUUUUCUUAAAAGGCCUUUAACUGCAUUGAUUGUGACAGGCUUCUGCUGUCUCUCCUUUGAGACACGCUUGUAAAAUAAAAAUAAAAAAAGCACUCCGAGAAGGAAAAAAACAUUUGUGUGAAUGCUCCAUGGAUGGUUGUGUUUUAAAUUUGUAUUCUCACUGCAAAAUAAAGACGGCGCGUCGUGAUCUGUGCUCAUGUUUCUCUUUUAUUCCUGAGUCUGGGAAGCUGUGCAGAGGAAAGCUUCUAUAAAACAAACAUAACAAACCCAGCCCUCUACAGAAUAUAGUAUUUUAAUUAGUGUUAUUACUGUUUAUGUUUUCAAGCUCCGAUGUUCAUCACUGUCCUCAGACUGUCCAUCGCUGCAGCUCCUCUUUUCAGCCUCUGUCUCAAACACACGGUUUCAGCUACUGUCUCUUUAAGACCCGCCUCCUGAUAAAGCCCACUCUGCUGUGAUUGGUCAACAGCCUGCAGCACAUAUAUGAAGCAGGAAAUGCCGGCACCUUGCUCCACCUGUCUCUGUAAGGGGGGCGUGUCAGACUGGUUGCUAAGCGUGUAUUAUGCAAAUGUGACAAAAGAAUA